Messenger RNA from Alosa alosa (allis shad), 3154 nucleotides. RefSeq names its product TRIO and F-actin binding protein b (gene triobpb). The transcript is spliced from 14 exons. Gene Ontology annotation, molecular function: actin filament binding. Lineage: Eukaryota; Metazoa; Chordata; Actinopteri; Clupeiformes; Clupeidae. Gene Ontology annotation, cellular component: actin cytoskeleton. The coding region runs from base 680 to 2137 and encodes 485 amino acids. The record is from RefSeq and is a predicted model, not a curated record. Gene Ontology annotation, biological process: positive regulation of substrate adhesion-dependent cell spreading; actin filament organization.
CGCCCAGGAAGUAGCUUACGAAGUAGUGUGAGGGUUACAAUGAAAUGUACCAAGGGAGUUGAGAAAUCGAUGGAUUACAGUUGCUAGGCUUUGGUUUUAUUUAAAAUUCUUAGUGUUGGCUACAUGAGUUAGAGCAUGCUAACAAAGUAAAAUUAUAAUAGUUGGAAAUGGCGGGAGUCUCUAUCAUUGUAGCUAAUGUUAGAUUAAGCAAUACACGCUUUAGCUGAACAAAAUCAACAGGUAGCCAAUAUUGUUCUCGUGUUUGCUUAACGUUGGACCUCGAUACCAAAUGGGAAUACGUUGCUAAUAUUUUACUUUUCUUAACUCUUUUUCAACCAACUCUCGGAUUUACCCAAAUAUGACGCCUGACCUCCUGAACUUCAAAAAGGGAUGGAUGUCAAAACUGGACGAAAAUGGAGAGGGCUGUUAGUAAAAUGAUAGCCUCAGGCUAUCCUUGUGUCCUCCUUAUUGCCACCUGCCGUCCUAGCAGUGGAAGAAACAUUGGUUUGUUUUGACUGACGCUGGCCUGAGGUACUACAGAGAUUCUGGAGCAGAAGAGAAAGAUGACCUGGAUGGGGAGGUUGACCUGAAGUCUUGCGUGAAAGUGUCGGAGUACGACGUGGAGAAGAACUAUGGUUUCCAGAUUCAUACUCGAGAGGCAGUGGUCACACUGUCAGCCAUGACAGCCGGGAUCAGGAGGAACUGGAUCGAAGUCCUGAGGAAGAGCGUGCGCCCUAGUAGCUCACCCGACCUCACACAGCUGCCCGACAGCAACAGUGAUAAGGAGAACUCGCACACACGCUCCUUAUCCUCAGCGCGUCGCCACCACUCCCAGUCCCAGCUGAACGCAGACACAGGCUCCUCGGGCUCCACCCAGCGCCGGUUCGACUAUGUGGAACUGUCUCCAGUCAGUGGCCCGGGGUCAAGCGCCCAGAGGGAGUCUGGCGAGGGCCAGGUGCGGGACAGUGGCUCCAGCCGCGAGGAGGAGCAGCAGCGGCAGCAGCAGCGGGCCAGAGAGUCCAACGCCAGCCAAUGGGAGGCUGUGCUGUCCCGCAAGGCCCCGGGCGGCGACAACGUGCUGAGGAUCAAGGAGGAGAUUGAGAGGAAGUGGGCCGAGUUUGAGCGGCUGCCGUUGAAGGAGAUGCGCUCGUUGGCAGCGACGAUGGGCUCGCGGUCGAGUUCGGGCCCACUGGCUAGUGAGGCGCUACAGAGGGAGGUGGCGUCUCUGAGGCAACAACUCGAGCAUAUGAAGAAGGGGGGCGAGGGAGGGGGGGUAGGGGGACGAGAAACAGGGCGAAAGGAGGAGAAAGGAGGAAGAGGUGGCCCUGGUGCGGGGGGUGAGUGUGGGCCACUUGCUCCGUGUGGACGAAGCCUGCGGUCGAUGGAGCUGGCCCAUGGCCAUGCCCUGGAGGAGCUGCAGAGGCAGCACGCACGGGAGAUCCAGCAAAUGCAAAAGGAGAGGGACCGGCUCCUCCAGGAGGAGACCCAGGCCACGGAGAAAGCCAUGGAGAUCCUGAAGAAGGCCCACAGAGAGGAGCUGGAGCGUGAGCUGGAAAAGGCUCGCAGGCUAGGCUCUGCUGGGACGGACACACAGGCCUUGACUUCACAGCAGCGGGCUGAGACAGCGGCGCUGCAGCGGGAGCUUCAGGGCCUCUCGGAGCGCUACUCUCAGAAGUGCCUGGAGCUGAACCGUGUCGCGCAAAGUAUCGAAGAGCGUGAAAGGGAAGCCAGCCGCAAAGAGCGAGAGAUGCAGCUGCUCAAGCAGGAGAACCAGGACCUGCAGGCACGCCUCACCCAGGAGAUCAACCGCAUGCGCUCCUUCGUCACAGGCCAGGGGAUGGAGGGCAUCGCUGACACCCACAGAGAGAGGAAAUCCUGUGAGCUGGAGGUGCUCCUAAGAGUAAAGGAAAACGAGGUGCAGUACUUGCAGAAGGAGAUAAACUGCCUGAGGAAUGAACUGCAGUGUCUUAACUCGGAGAAGCGUUCGGCUUGUGAGCGCUAUAAGGAGGUGCACGAGGAGCUGAGCAGCAUGAAGAGUAGGAGUGAGCGGGAGAUCCAGAGCCUCAGGGAGCAUCUGAAGCUGACCAUGGCUGCCCUGCAAGAGGGCCAGCAGCUUGGCAACAGCCUGGAGCACUGAUGUCCUGAAGCUUCUCGAAAAAAGGUCAAGGGCAUGCUGUUUAAAUGGGAACUAAAGCCUUGAAGACAUUAUUCACUGACAAUGCAGAUGCUGCAAGUGCCUUUGCUUUCCAAAUCAGCCACUCAUCUGCAAAGAUUUGUCAGUUGAUCAGUCAUACACUGGGUUGCCCAAAUAUGCACUUUUUUUUAAAAAAAAAAAGAAAGAAAGAAAUUGUGUGUGUGUGUGAAUGCUUGCCUGCAUUUGUACGUUCAGGAGAGUAAGUGAACAAUGGUGGAGUCCUAAUUCAAAUGUGGCACAUGUGACAUACAAACUGGACUAAACUGGAUUUCCCCCUUGUCCUCAUCUGAUUUUUACUGCAUGCUGUUCUAGCUGUGUAUGAUAGACAGAGGACUACAAUAUUCUAAGGACUUAAGAUUCUCUGUGGAAACAUCUCACACAAAAUGUAUCUCCUAGACAUUAUUUCCAGACUUGACAGGAAGUAUUUUGAUCAGAAAUAGCUGCCGAGACUCUGAAUGCUCUAUUUUUAAGAAUAGCUGAAAACCGGAGGACCAUUAUCAGCUCCUUCCGUCGUGCUUUCUUGCUGGGUCUCUUUAGAUGAAGUGACUACAAAAUAAUUGCCUGAGAAGCCAAAUACAGACAUUUUCUGUCAAGGCCCUUUGCUUAUUUAAGUGCUCUUUUUGAACUUUUGUAGAUCUGUAUGUACUUUUUGUGCAGGUAAUGAUCUAUGGUCUGUUUUGGUCAUUUGAUGUCAAAGGUCCACAUUUCAAGCAGAGGUUAUACUGUGGCAAACAUUGACAACAUGUUGCCAGGCCCUCUCUUUGCCUCUCUACGCUGUGUGUGGGUGUACGUUUUGUGUGUGCCACAACAAGCUAGUGUUGCUUUAAUGAGCCAAUGGGUUUUUUUUUUUUUUUUUUUUUUUCUUAUCUAGUUAGCUGUCUUUUUGAAAUGUUCAUAUUUAAUGUAGGCUGAACAAGUCCUUUAACAUACCAGCAUUUUACAAUAAAUGAAAAAGACUCU